AUGGAGAUGCAAAAGAGUACCCCGAGAGCUCAAAGAUUGGUUUUAGUUCCAUGUCCAUGCCAAGGUCACAUAAACCCGAUGCUUCAGUUCGGUACGUUUCUUCACUCGAAGGGAUUUUCCAUUACCAUCGUUCACACCCAGUUCAACUCUCCCAGCCCUUGCAACCACCCUGAGUUCACCUUCAUUCCGAUUCCUGAUGGCCUAACUGUUCCUCUAGCCACAUCUGGGAAUAUAAUAGCUAUUCUCUUGGCUAUCAAUGCAUUUUGCAAAGCGAGUUUGGAACAUUGUUUGACUACUCAAGUAAUGAAACAAGAGCCGGAGAAGAAGAUCACCUGCAUCAUCUACGACGAAUUCAUGUUCUUCUCUGCAGCUGCUGCUAAUCAUCUAAACAUCCCAAGCAUCAUCCUUCGUACUACCAGUGCGGCCAAUUUUCUUGCUCGUAUCACUGUCAUAGAACUUCAUUCGAAAGGCCUCAUUCCCUUCCCAGAUUCUGUGUCAUUCGACCUGGUGCCUCAAAUCCAUCCCAUCAGAUUCAAGGAUCUGCCCAUCUCACCCUGGGACACUAUAGAAAAGUUUAUGGAACUAAUAAUUGACGUGCAUGAUGUUAAGAUAUCUUCAGCCAUCAUUUGUAAUACCACAGUCUGCCUUGACGAAUCAUCACUAGCAUGGAUCCAAAAACAUAGCCGAGCACGGAUUUUCUGCAUGGGCCCUCUUCACAAAAUCACAACAGCCGCCUCUAGAACACUUGAAGAGGACACAAGCUGCAUUGAGUGGCUUGACAAGCAAUCUCACAAAUCAGUUAUCUAUGUCAGUUUGGGGAGUAUAGCAUCCAUUGGUGAGAAUGAACUAGCAGAAAUGGCUUGGGGAUUAGCUAACAGCAAGCAACCUUUCUUGUGGGUAAUCAGACCUGGUUCCAUUACCGACUCAGAUUGGAUAGAGCUGUUGCCUCAAGAGUUUAGAGAAGCUUUUGGAGAAAGAGGUUUCAUAGUGAAAUGGGCACCCCAAAGGGAAGUUUUGGCUCAUGGCGCUGUGGGGGCGUUUUGGACUCAUUGUGGCUGGAACUCAACUCUUGAAAGCAUAUCUGAAGGGGUUCCGAUGAUUUGCAAACCGUGUUUUAGUGAUCAGAAGGUGCAUGCAAGGCAUGUGAGCAAAGUGUGGAAACUAGGUAUAGAAUUGGGAGAUGAGUUUGAGAGGCGAGAGAUAGAGAGAGCUGUUAGGAAAGUUUUGGUGGAUAACGAUGGGGAGGAAAUCAGGGUGAGGGCCAAAGAUAUGAAGGAGAAAAUACAAGUUUCUAUGAGCAAGGGUGGAUCUACCUACAAUAUCGUGAAUGAGCUUGUUGAACUCAUCAUGGGAUUCUAA
This is a messenger RNA of Fragaria vesca subsp. vesca, 1359 nucleotides long. Its product is annotated as UDP-glycosyltransferase 76E1-like. Bases 1 to 1359 code for a protein of 452 amino acids. The record is from RefSeq and is a predicted model, not a curated record. NCBI's taxonomy places the organism in Eukaryota, Viridiplantae, Streptophyta, Magnoliopsida, Rosales, Rosaceae. Gene Ontology annotation, molecular function: UDP-glycosyltransferase activity. The transcript is spliced from 2 exons.